GAAAGUUUGUAGCUGCAGUGGUGUGUCUCAUGUUGCAAAAAGCAGACAACAGAAAUGGAAUACUUGGGUAUCCAGCUCUUAUCAACAGGAACAAAUCUUUUACUUUCAGUGCAAGCAGCAAAUUCAAGUAGUACAGAAGGUUACAGCAACAAAGGUUUUUAUAACUUGUGUCUUUAAAGGAUAUUCUGACUGAAGAGAUAUUUAAGAAGCUCUUCUAUUUCGCCAUUAACUAUUAAGGAAUAACGAUCAGAAUUCUAGAAGAGGGAACAAUCUCAUUUAAAUGAAUCUGUAACUCGUAAAGACAGAAGGCAGGUCGGUGACCUAAGAGCAACAGUCUACUUGAGAUUUAAUUUUCAUUAUGUUGUUCAUGAACACCCAGAACACUGCACUAUAAUGCACAAAUGGAUACUGACAUGGAUCCUGCCAAUUUUGCUCUACAGAUCAUACUUUUACAUUAUCUUUCUAAUGGGCACUAUAUCUUUAGCUUGCAAUGACAUGACUCCAGAGCAAAUGGCUACAAAUGUGAACUGUUCCAGCCCUGAGCGACAUACCAGAAGCUAUGAUUAUAUGGAAGGGGGGGAUGUAAGAGUGAGAAGACUUUUCUGUCGAACUCAGUGGUAUAUGAGGAUUGAUAAGCGAGGCAAAGUAAAAGGGACGAGAGAAGCAAACAACAACUACAGUAUUCUAGAAAUCCGAACAGUGGCAGUUGGAAUAGUGGCAAUCAAAGGAGUGGAAAGUGAAUACUUUCUAGCAAUGAACAAGUCAGGAAGACUCUAUGGAAAGAAAGUAUGCAAUGAGGAUUGCAACUUCAUAGAACUAAUUGAAGAAAACCACUAUAAUACAUAUGCUUCCGCAAAAUGGACACACAAAGGAAAAGAGAUGUUUGUUACAUUGAACCACAAAGGUGUUCCCAUGAAGGGUAAAAAAACAAAGAAAGAACACAGAGCAUCCCACUUUCUUCCUCUGGCAAUAUCCUAAUCAUACAUGAUCUGUACAGAACUAGUUCCAGCAGGAAGAUUAUUUUUAAGAAGAUUAUUUGACAAGGUAUCAAGAGAGGCUGGAAUACUACUGAGAAACUGAACAAGCUGGACUUGCGCAUUUAUGUUUAUUUUUAAGAGACUUCAUGGAAAAGAUUUGAAAAUAUACACAAAACCAGAUUUCCUAACUAAAAGCUGUAAAAAAUUCUAAAGAGUUGUACAAUCAUUAUCUUAGUCAUUUUAACUGGGUAGUUUCUUAAAUUAAUUUACCCUACAGAAUAAGUCAUGACUUGAUUAUCUGAUAAUAUUUAAUUUAAAUGAAAAAAACCACACACAAAAAAAAAAACAGAAAACAAUCUGCUUCUUAAAUAUGGCUGCUAUAAUAAUAAUAAGCAGAUGAUAAUGUUGUGUAAAAUAUGUCAGACUUUAAGGCUGCUGGAAUGAGUUGUCAGAUUAUCAAGUCAGUAGUAAGCGUGGAGGCUGAGCAGUAUUUUAAAUACUUCCCCCAAUAAGCAGAUAUCCUAUACAUAAACUAUAUGAUCAGAAAAAUAUAUAAUCUUGUAAAUGUCUAUUGUUGCAUUCAGAUAAAAGAGUUAGUUUGGAAAAAAUAAGUUUACUCUACUACAAAAAUGUUCCUAUCUAUUAAUGAAACAAAUACUUAAUGCUGCUCUAAAAGAUGUUUCAAAAUAGUGUAUGUAAAAUAAUAGGAAUAAAUAACAUACUUCAUCUCACUUCUCACAAAGUAACAAUUUAUAUAACGACGAAGCAAAAAUUCAGACAUAUUAAGGUAUUUUAUGUAACAUAUCCUAUCUUUUGUAUAAUUCCUGUUAGGGCAUACAGCUUUUAAUAUUGUUUUGUGUUUUUUUUUUUUUUCCAACCUUAUACAUGCUUUUUCUGUUGUUACAGCAUUAAACUUUAUUUUAAGUUGUAUUUGAACUUUAUUGUUUUAAGUUAUUUAAAUGUUAUUUAUAUAAAAAAAGAACUUAUUAAGCUGCAUCUGUUUCAUAUGCUUUUAAUUCUAAAGGAAUAACAAAAUGGUCUGGCUGAGAUGCAUGAAUUUUUUUCUGUGACCAGACACAAAGUCUAGUACACAACCCUCUUGCCAACAUACGUUGGAUGGCAGACAAAAACGACAGCCUGCAGCAAAUCGCACAACGGACAUCUCAAAGGAAACAAUGCAAAAACAUAAAAAAUCUUUGCCACACGCUCAAGUUGAUUUAAUAGCAGCUCAGAGUCACACUAGGUAAAAGAAAGUUGCAGAAUAAAUCCUCAGGUGGUGGAACUGAUCCUCAGAGAACAGUGUAAGAAUCCAUAUGACUAAUCUGAAAUGAAAGACCAGCCAAGAUCCACGUGACGCGAUGAAGAAGAGAUGCAUUAUUUUCCUAGGUAUCAAAGUGUUUAAGUAAGCCCUACAGGACUGAAAAGUUACUUCAUUCUGUUCAGUUUGCCUACCAGUUUUCUCAGCAUUGUGAUCUGUGCUCAAAGAUCACCAAAAUUUAGCCAAAACAGCUGUUGCACAAUUGUUACCAACUUGGGAUGGAGUCAAGUGGAGUUAAUGGACUUAAGUGCUCUACUUUUCAGCACAGGUAUCUAGACACAAUCUUUUUUUUCUACAUAUUGAGACACCUUCUUCGUAACUGCACUCACACAGAACUGCCUGCAACAAUUCUCUUUAAGAAAUAUAUACAUAUCCUUUAACAGUAUUUGCUUAUCAAAUACUAUAAUUUGGAAGUUGUGGAGUUUGACUAAGUAUUAUUACAAAUUGAAGCGUAGAUAUGAACCAGACCACGCAGAAAAUUUGUCAAUACAACUACAUGGGUAAACAUUCACUGUGCUUCUGCUGCUUGAUCUAUUGCUUGUUCAGGGAAAACAACAGACUGUACUAUCAAGGAAUACUUCUUGCUGGAAACUGUCUGCACUUCUCUGUGAAUAUAUUAACACUGAAAUAAAGUUCCUAUUCACAAUUAACAUUAAUAUACUAGCAAAAGUUUCUAGAUACAAAUUAGCUUAGUUGAAGCUUUGAAAUAAAAAUGGAAAGAGCAAAAUCUC
This is a messenger RNA of Meleagris gallopavo (turkey), 3026 nucleotides long. It is a transcript of the gene FGF7, whose product is annotated as fibroblast growth factor 7. NCBI's taxonomy places the organism in Eukaryota, Metazoa, Chordata, Aves, Galliformes, Phasianidae. Gene Ontology annotation, molecular function: growth factor activity. The record is from RefSeq and is a predicted model, not a curated record.